Fomitiporia mediterranea MF3/22 is the source of this 4053-nucleotide messenger RNA. RefSeq names its product DUF221-domain-containing protein. The transcript is spliced from 14 exons. Gene Ontology annotation, molecular function: calcium-activated cation channel activity. The coding region runs from base 1 to 4053 and encodes 1350 amino acids. NCBI's taxonomy places the organism in Eukaryota, Fungi, Basidiomycota, Agaricomycetes, Hymenochaetales, Hymenochaetaceae. The record is from RefSeq and is a predicted model, not a curated record. Gene Ontology annotation, cellular component: plasma membrane.
AUGGCCACGCUACAGCAGCGCCCGUUUGCGCGGGAUUAUAGUGGUCUGAUUAAUCAAUCUGUUCUCGCAGGAUGCAUUAUCCUGAUCUGUGUCACCGCCCAUGACUUUAUGAGACGGAAGAGGCGAGGAAAGAACCGGGAAGAGCCACUUGGAAGUGUCGAAUCUUGGGAGUUUGGCUACCUAUAUCAAGGUCGCUCAUGGGCAAAGAACCCGUCCCCACCACUCCCGCGAGGUUGGCCCUUGGCGUGGGUUAAGGAAGUAAUUAUGUUUCCGGAAUCGAAACUCGGCGAGUUGCGUGGUGUUGAUGCGACAUUGUAUUGCCGGUUCAUCCGCGCAUGCUUCUGGUACUCCGUUCUUCAUACGUUCACUACCACCGCGAUUCUUUUGCCGAUACAUUUGAAGUUCUCCGACUCCUCACUGUACUCUCCAAAGUCGAUGACAAGAGCCUUGAUCUCAGCGCUUGUAUCAACAGCCAGUGGUCGAGAUCUUUUAUGGAUUCAUUUGGUCCUCUUGCUGUGGGUUUCGGUCACCUGGAUAUUAACGCUCAUCUGGAUCAGUAAGGGGGCAUUCCACUUCCGGGCUCAAGCUAUAAGGGCGGCAGAGGAGCGUGCUCAUCGAGAACUUAUUGAGGACUAUGCUCCACAUCCGCAUCCACAGCAUCCUUUUCAAGCCAUGCCUUCACUGGGGCAAGAGGAGGAAAACAAGGGUUUGAGACUGCGGACAGUAAUGGUCGCGAACGUCCCGGCAAGAUUGCGCUCAGAGAAGGAAUUGAAGGAAUACUUUGAGUAUUACAUGUCCCGUCCGCUAGCAAAACCGUCGAUUGGCCUCACAUCAUCGACUCAACCGGGAUUGCUCAACAAGCUAAUUUCAUAUUUAAUCAAUCGCGCGCGGAAGACUGGAGUUAUGUCGCAUGCCAGUAGCGAAGAAUUGAAUUCCAUAAUGGAGGGUAAAGCUCAGCAGGGAACCAAGCCUGAAAUUGAGCGCGUCACAGUCGCUCGAAAGAUGACAGAACUUGCAUCACUAUUGGAUCGUCGGGAAGAAAUGAUGCGUAGGUUGGAAACGGCUCAUAUCCGCCUAGCACGUAAAGCGCUGUCGGCAGUGCAAGAAGCUAUGGACCUCAGAGACUACGGACCAUCCAGAAGAGAACGUGCUGCCAGCCGCUUGUCGAGACUAUCAGGUUUCACUGGGAGGCGGAGUGAUGGGAAGCCUUCUGUCGAGACGGACCUUGAGAGGGCAUCUACGACACUCGAAGACGAGAUGGUACCCGAGGACAGGACAGAAUUACUAACUCGCACAUUAGGACCUCAUGUUGAAGAGUUCGGCAUGAGGGAUAAGCACAAACUCCUUAGAUCAGCCAGAUCUCGGCUGUCUCGAGCCUUCCCUAACGUAGUCCGUCCAGUCGAGGAAUGCAAGAGGUUAACCGAGAAACGGCCGGAGACUCCUGUGGCUGAUCAUCCUACAGUGUGGGAAGCGCUUUUCAGUCUACCGAGGUCAACCUUAAAUGCGUAUCAACCUCUUGUGCAUUUAAAUGCCCUGUUUCGUGGCCGUGCUGUGCCAGCGAUCGACUACUAUACGGCCAAAGUAAAUCUCCUCACGUCACUCAUCACAGAGCAGCGCUCUCGCCCACCGACGGAUUUUGAUGCAUUAUCCACCGCCUUUGUGACAUUCGCGCAUCCUGAUGAUGCUCGUCGUGCCUGUCGUUUCCUUGCGGUACACCCGAAAAACCCACUAGCGUGUUUGGUGAGCAUGGCUCCUGAUUACGAAGACCUCGACUGGGUGAGAGUCAUGAAGCAAACCUAUAGGGCGGAGCUCAUGAAAGAUUGGAUUGUCGACCUCGGCGUAUGGGCUUUUACUAUUGUCUGGAUCAUCCCUGUGUCCGUUCUUGUCGGUCUUGUGAAUAUAAAUAAUAUUGCGACAGUGAUUCCGGGUUUGCUCAAUUUCCUAAACAAACACGAAUUCAUUCAAGAACUUAUUCAAUCACUUCUUCCCACCGUCUCCACGUCUUUAUUGGUGCUGCUUAUCCCUCUGCUUCUUUUGCUGAUUGCAAAGAAGGCAUACACUAUUAGCACGUUAUCCGCUUUGCACGAUCGUAUCCUCACGCGUUACCACAAGUUCCUCGUUGCCAAUAUCCUGGUCUUUUUCUGUGUCGGUGUUACCGCUCUUGAAUCGUUUUUCACGAAAUUCAAGUCGAGUACGGAUGUUCUGACUGUCAUUGGCGAAAGCUUUCCCAUUGCUGGUCCAUUUUAUAUUGGCUGGUUCAUCUUUACGGCUGCCAUUCACGGUGGAAUAGAACUUAUUCUCUCAAAGCUUCCACUCUUCACGUACCCUUCAACGAAACGGCAAAUGACCCCUCGUAAACGUGCAGUUGGGAUCCGGCCACGGACUUUCAAUUAUUAUUAUUGGUUACCAAAUCAUAUCUUGAUCGUUAUCCUGACGCUGGUAUUCUCUGUCCUCAAUCCCCUCUUGAUGCCGUUUGUUGUGCUUUACUUCGCGAUUGAGACGGUGGUAAUCAAGAACCAGUUACUCCAUGUCUACGCCAAGAAUUACGAAGGAAAUGGCAACCUCAUACUCAUUCGACUAGUUCGUUUCUCGCUUGACGGCUUGAUUCUUGCCCAGGUCAUUUUCAUGGCUUUCAUGGGUGUCAACAAGAAGGAAGUUCACGUUGCUUUGACUGCCGUUAUGAUUGCCGUUACAGUGCUUGUAAAGAUCAUCUUUACUCGAGUCUGCCGAUCGAAGUUUGAAACUGCUGACAUCACUGAGGCACAUGUUGUCUGUGGUAUACAGCCUCCAGAACCUCCUCUAACCGAGCUUCCAGAAAGUCAGCGUAGUUCGACGUCUAAAGAGCUUGUAAGAGGCUCAAGUCUGGCGCGUUUCAAAACUUGGAAACUUCCGAAGGGAUUCAAGUUCACGUAUUCCGCGGCUCCGCAGCAAAUGGGAGCUGGAGGAGAGCAUAAGCCUAUUCCGUUCGACGAGGCAAGACCUUCAAAACGUCUGAAAUCUUGGGACGGCACAAUUCGUAAUCCAAGCUGGGAAGCGAGUGUCCCAGCGCCGAUGAAGUCAAUGCCAGACCUCAAUUUCGGCGUACCUUUACAUUCAAGCCCCCAAAGCUCGCCACAGACAUUUGCAGCCCAACUCGGCAGGCAUCCGUUGGUGACCGCUCACGAGAAGCACCCUGCAUGGGAUGAUUCGGCACGGCUAGAUCGCCCAUACGACAAUCCUUAUUACACCCGUCCCGUAACAAAUCACCUCUGGCUGCCUCGCGAUCCGGUUGGGAUACUAAAUUUAGAUGACACGGUCAACGUGUUCCGGGCGCUCACCAGUGAUCCUAGUCUUGGGCAACUUGGCGAAUGGAUCGAAGGCGGCAUUGCUCUGGCCGACUUACCUUCAUCUGUGUCCGUCGAUGAAAUGACUCUUCCCGACUCGGAGCAGGGUCCUCUUAGAACGGUGAUGAGCCGUGAGCUCAGUGGUAAUGAGGACAUCGACUUGCCGCCUGAAAUUGCUCAACGAGUCGAGAAUAUUCACAGAGAAAGCGACGUCGACUACGCUGAAGAUACGAGUGGUCGACGGUCGCUGCGUCGACCGAGCCUCUUGACUCGACACACAAGUAGCAGUAACGAUGUUCGCCGCCGAAGCAUCUCGCAGACACGAUCCAAAACCUUUGAUACUCCACUCCCAAUAGGACGUCGCACACCGUCUUUUGUAUCGGCGUGUUCUGCCGCACAGCCAGCAUCUGCCUCUCAACAUCCUCAUCUUCCUCCUCGACGACGCAGUACGUCAGCAUUUGUGGCACAAACAGGCCAUACCAUUAUAGGAGUUCAUGCGCAUUCACGUGUUUCGUUCGCGAUGUCACAUCCUCGGGCCCGCUCAGCUUCGGGUGCGUCGACGCCCGUGACGACACGGGAUGUAGUUGUAGGUGAAGUCAUUGCGGAAGAAGCCAAUGCAACAGAGAGUCGACGUCGCAAUGAGAAGCAGAACGAGGACGAGACGGAGGUACCGUCGACCCGCUCCUGGUUAACAUCUUGGAUGUUUUCUCGUGUUCCUUGGGGAUCUUAA